AUGGCGUCCUGUCCCGUCCUGCAGAAGGAAAGAGUGUUCCAGUCGGGAGCCCAGGCCUACAGAAUCCCUGCUCUGCUCUACCUGCCAUGGCAGGAGACCCUGCUGGCCUUUGCGGAACGGCGGAAGAGCAAGAAGGAUGAGGACGCAGAGCUGAUUGUCCUACGCAGAGGAAGCUACGAUGCGUCCGCCCACCAGGUCCAGUGGCAAGCUCAAGAGGUGGUGGCCCAAGCCCAGCUGAACGGCCACCGGUCUAUGAACCCGUGCCCCUUGUACGACGAGCACACAGGGACCGUUUUCCUCUUCUUCAUUGCCGUCCUGGGACAGGUCUCCGAGCACCACCAGCUGCACACCAGGGUCAAUGUGACGCGGCUGUGCCUCGUCACCAGCACCGACCACGGGAGGACCUGGAGCCCCGCGAGAGACCUCACCAGCUCGGCCAUUGGCGCGGCCCACAAGGAAUGGGCCACCUUCGCAGUGGGCCCGGGGCACUGCCUGCAGCUGCACAACACGACGCGGAGCCUGGUGGUGCCCGCCUAUGCGUACCGGAACCUGCGCCCCGCCGGGCGGCCGUCCCCCUCGGCCUUCUGCUUCCUCAGUCACGACCAUGGGCGCACGUGGGAGAGAGGGAACUUUCUGGCCCAGGAGACCCUGGAGUGCCAAGUGGCCGAAGUCGAGGCUGGGGGACAGAGGCUGGUGUACCUCAACGCUAGAAGCUCCCGCAGAGCCAGGGUCCAGGCCCGCAGCGCCAACAGCGGGCUCGAUUUCGAGGAGACCCAACCAGUGGAGAAGCUCGUGGAGCCUCCCGGUGGCUGCCACGGGAGCGUCAUCAGCUUCCCCAGGCCCAGCUUGGGCUCAGGCUCCUCAGGGCAGUGGCUGCUCUACACCCACCCGACGGACCCGCGGCAGAGGUCCGACCUGGGCGCCUACCUCCACAAGUGGCCCCCGGCCCCCGAGGCCUGGUCGGAGCCGGCCCUGCUGGCCGCGGGCAGCUGCGCCUACUCAGACCUCCAGAGCAUGGGGACCGGCCCCGACGGGUCCCCCCAGUUCGGGUGUCUGUACGAAUCGGACAAUAACGAGGAGGUUGUCUUCCUCAUGUUCACCCUGAAACAAGCCUUCCCGGCUGAACUCGCGCCCCAGUGA
This is a messenger RNA of Propithecus coquereli (Coquerel's sifaka), 1140 nucleotides long. RefSeq names its product sialidase 2 (cytosolic sialidase) (gene NEU2). Gene Ontology annotation, molecular function: exo-alpha-sialidase activity. Lineage: Eukaryota; Metazoa; Chordata; Mammalia; Primates; Indriidae. Gene Ontology annotation, cellular component: membrane; lysosome; cytoplasm. The record is from RefSeq and is a predicted model, not a curated record. The transcript has 2 exons. The coding region runs from base 1 to 1140 and encodes 379 amino acids. Gene Ontology annotation, biological process: ganglioside catabolic process; oligosaccharide catabolic process.